Molecule: messenger RNA, 10406 nt
Organism: Erpetoichthys calabaricus (reedfish)
Lineage: Eukaryota; Metazoa; Chordata; Cladistia; Polypteriformes; Polypteridae
Gene: cenpe
Product: centromere protein E
Exons: 58
Coding region: 339-10259 (3306 amino acids)
Biological process (GO): microtubule-based movement; mitotic cell cycle
Cellular component (GO): microtubule
Molecular function (GO): microtubule binding; plus-end-directed microtubule motor activity; ATP binding
Source: RefSeq, a predicted model, not a curated record
UGAAAGGACUCUCCCAUUAUUUUCAGUUUUAAUAUUCAAGAUGAGUAGAAAGAAUUUUAAUUAAUUGUUAAGAAAGAAUUAUAAUUAAUUAAAAUAUAUUGUAUUUUUGAAGUUCGACAAGCUGAACGUUUACAUACUGUUUUGAAAGACGAAACAUUAAAUAUAUUUCCCUCCCCAAACCUCACCCCCUCCUUCGGCUCCACUGUGGGUUGAACUUAGCAAAACUGCCCAAUAGAGUGUAACGGCACGGUUUUGAAAAAGCGUUAGGAGAGGCUUGUAUUUUUCUUUGCAGGCGGAGUGGAAGAUUUUUUUUGUAAUUUUGUAUUAAGAAAAUUAAAAUGACUGAAGAAAGUUCUGUUAAGGUCUGUGUAAGGGUUCGCCCUGUAAUUUCGAGGGAGAUGGAAGUGGAUAGCUCUGUCACUUUGUACUGGAAAGAUGAAGAGCAUUGUGUUUCACAAAAUGAUGCCACGAAAUCUUUCACAUUUGAUCGAGUGUUCAGUGCUCAAGAAAACACUCUUACAGUCUAUCAGCAGAUCGCUCACCCUGUUGUGGUUUCUGCUCUAGAGGGUUAUAAUGGAACAGUUUUUGCUUAUGGCCAGACAUCAUCAGGAAAGACAUUUACAAUGAUGGGUGAUGAUGCUUCAUAUGGAAUCAUCCAACUGGCAAUUAAUGAUAUAUUUAAAUGUAUUGAUCAGACACCUCAGAGAGAAUUUCUUCUUCGUAUCUCUUACAUGGAAAUUUAUAAUGAAACAAUCACAGAUCUCCUGUGUGACAGUAGAAAAAAGAAGCCUUUAGAAAUUCGUGAGGAUAUUCAUAGAAAAGUUUAUGUUGCUGAUUUAACAGAAGAGGUUGUGAUGUGUCCUAAACAUGUCCUUGAGUGGAUUAAAAAAGGAGAAAAAAAUCGCCAUUAUGGAUAUACCAAAAUGAAUGAACGGAGUAGUCGAUCUCAUACAAUUUUCCGUAUGAUCCUGGAAAGCAGAGAAAAAAGUGACAGUGAUGCAGAGAAUGGUGCUGUUAUGGUGUCACAUCUGAACUUGGUUGACUUGGCAGGAAGCGAAAGAGCAAGCCAAACUGGUGCAGCAGGGCUACGCUUGAAAGAAGGGUGCAAUAUAAAUAAAAGUUUAUUCAUUCUUGGUCAAGUUAUCAAAAAACUAAGUGAUGGACAAGCAGGAGGUUUUAUAAACUACAGGGACAGUAAACUCACUCGAAUCCUCCAGAACUCCUUGGGAGGAAAUGCCAAGACCAUAAUAAUUUGCACAAUUACACCAGCUGCCCUGGAAGAAACACUAAGCACUCUUCAGUUUGCAAGUACUGCUAAGUACAUGAAAAAUGAACCUCGUGUCAAUGAGGUGUUGAGUGAGGAAGCAUUACUCAGAAGAUACAGAAAUCAAAUUGUUGAUCUUGAGAAGCUGCUGGAUGAGGUAUCUUCUAAGACUCGUUUACAUGCAACAGAGAAAGAACAUCUUACCAUUCUUUUACAAGAAAAGGAACAACUUCAAAGGGAGCAAGAAGAUAGGAUUAAAAAUUUGACCAAAAUGAUAAUUAACUCAUCAAAUUUUUCCUGCCAAGAACCUCCGAUUACAAACAAGAGAAGAGUUACUUGGGCUCCAGGGAAAUUAUUGCAGAGUUUACAGUCAAGCAAAAAAAUUAAGUUUGAUGAGACAAUGUCAUUUCAGCAGUCUGUUAAAUACAAAUUUGGAUCUACAACUUUACCAGAGUUUGAUUUGCUUGAUUCAACAGAGUUUGAUUUAGAAGGAUUUUCACACACUUCGGAUGAUACAACCAGUGAGAGAAAUUGCUCUAACAUCACAGUACAGAGGAGUAAAAAUAUUGAUUCAUCUGUGAUUGAUGAAUUUUCUGUGUUUGAUGCAUUAAGCUCUGGUAGUAAUUCAAACUCGUUUCAGUCUGAAGAGAUGAAAGCUCAGAUUGUUAAUCUGGAGCAGCAACUUCAAACAGAAACUGCUGAGAAACUUAAAGAAAGUGAAAUGCGAAUUACUUUGGAAAAAAGAGUCUUUGAUCUGGAGCAACAGCUGAUGGAAUUGCAGAAAGUGAAACAAGAAGAGUUGGAUGGUUUAACAGUUAAAAAUGUUAGUUUAAAUUCCUCUAUGAGUGAAGUCUGCCUUCAGACCUCAGGAUGUUUUUCUGAUAUGGAAAGUCUGAAAGAAUCUGCUGAUGUUUUUGUUCAAUCUGAAAAUAGUGAAAAAUUAGUAACCUCUUUUGAAGAUGGAUUGCAGUCACAUGAAAAGCAAGAUAAUGGUGAUGUAACUGCUUGUGUUUCACAAUGUGAACUGGAUAAAGCACUUUCUAAGCUAAAGAUCGUUCGAUCAGAAUGCAAAAACUUAACAAAUGAAAAUGAAAAUUUGAGGCUUGAAAUCGGAGUGCUAGAAUAUGAGCUAAAGGAAAAAGAUGAAAUUAACACAUUUAUUUCUUUAGAACAGAGCGAUCUGAAAAAUGAAAUUGCUACUUUAAAGGCAGCAACUGAUGAUGCAGAGUCAUUAAUUAGUCAAUUGAAGGCUGAACUGGAAAACAAAAGAAAGCAGCUAAGUCAGCAGGAAGAGUGGAUAUCAGAAUUACAGAAACCGGGUGAUAAAACUCUUUUACAACAGAUCUCUCAGUUCAAGCAGUCUUUAAAAGAUGCAGAAGCCAUGACAAUUGAUGCAAGGAAAGAAACAUCAUUUCUUAGAAGCGAAAAUCUGGAGUUAACUUCAAAAAUGAAUGAAAUGAGCAUCAAGUUUAAUGAAAUGGAAAAAAGCCUCCUUUUGCUACAGUCUCAACUGGAGAGUGAAAAAAUGCGCUACAAAAAAAUGCAAAGUGAUCUUCAGAAGGAGCUGAAUCAGGCAUUUGCUGAGAACACAAAGUUGACUUGUCUUUUGGAUGGCAAGGUUCCUAAAGAUAUAAUUGAACAAGUGGAAAUGGAAAAGGUUGUGUUUAGUCUCAAAAAGGAACUGGAACAAGCAUUGUCUGAGAAAGUGUGUAUACAAACUGAACUUGCUGCAGCUGCUUCACUCCAGGAUCUUCCUGAAAAAGUUGAGAUACUCUCAGAGCAGCUGAAGAACGCAUUAUUUGAAAAUAAAACACUUCUUCAAAAACAGCUUGAACUUUCAGCAGAAACUGAAGAAUUGAAAAUGGCUAGGAAGCGUCUGUCAGAUGAGUACAAUUCUGAAGAUGUGAAACCAGUGUAUAGGCAGCAUCAGGACCAGCAUACAAUGGAAAUGUUUGAUUCGGAUGAGCAGAAAGACAAGUUAGAUGGAGCAAAGGAAGAAACAGAAGAGCUAAAAAUGGAUGUUCAGAAGAAUACUGAAGAUUUGCAGAAGCUACUUGAUGAAGUUGCAUCUCUUACAAAAGAAAAAAAUGAACUUCUUGAGAUGAUCAAUUCACUGACCGCAGAGACAAAUGAAUUAAAAGCAGACAUGAAGGAUAGUAUUGAAAUGUCUAUUGAAGUUCAAGAAGAGCUGAGAACUGCACAAGAGGGGCUUAAACAGCAGCGUUCACUUGUCCGCAAGCUUAAAGCACAAAAUUUUGAAAAGGAUGAGAUUAUAGCUAGUCUGGAAGAGAAGAUGCUGAAAACUACAACACAUGAAGAUUUGGAGAAAUUGGUUAAGGAAGCCGAAGAGAAGACUGUAGAGCCAGUUUUAAUUAGGGAGCCUGAAGAGAAACUUGAUAAAGAAAUUCAAACCUCUCCGAAUUCAGAGGUCAAUCAAGUAACUGUUGAGUUGCCAUUGACAACCACAGAGCAAAACCAGCUUUUAAAUAAGACAUGUGAACAUUCUGAUAGAAUGUUAGAUGAAAUUUCAGCUCUUACAACUGAUAGAAAUAAUCUACAGCAAAGACUAGAGGACGUCCAAUGUGAACUACAUAAAUUGAGGAAAAAUGCAGAGCAGUCACUUAAUCCUUGUGAAUGGGACAAAGUUCUUCAGGAUAAAAGUAUGAUGGAGAAAGAACUGGAAAAUUGCAAAAAUGAAAAUCGUAUUACAUCCAAUGAGUUGAAAACAUUAAAGGUGAAAUUUGAAGAGCAAGAAAUAGUUUUGUUGCAGUUCAAAGAUGAUUAUGCACAUGUGAUGAAUGCAAAUGAUUGCCUCCAGAGGACUUUGGAUGAAACUGUAGCUGAGAACAAUCACCUCAAAUUAACAGUUGAAGAUGAUGUUCAGCAAGUAAAACAAUUGAUUGACGAACUACAAUUGGUUACUGUAGAGAGAAACCAGCUUUUGGUUCAAAUUCAGGAAUCUUCUGAUAAGUCAGAGUUUGAAAAGAAGCAACACAAUAUCUCUUUGCUUCAAACUGAAAGAAGUGAUCUGUGUAAGAAAUUGGAUGAUGUCCAAGCUGAACUAUCUGAACUGAGGAAAAGCACAGAGGGGUGCCAUAAUGCUACUGAAUGGAAAGAACUGUGUGCUGAGAGAGAUGACCUUCUCCAGAGUAAGACUAGGCUAACAGAAGAGCUGGAUAAAACUAAAAGCAAUAUCCAUGCCAUAUCCACUGAGUUAGAAAGAUUAAAGACAUCUGAGGAGCAAAAGAUUGUUCUUUUGCAACUUGAAGGUUAUAUGAAUUCGGUAAACACAAAUGAUUGUCUUCAAAAGACGCUAGAAGGCAGUUUAGGUGAGAGAGAUGCACUCCAAACAAAAGUUGAAGAUCACAUUAAUCAGUUAACACAAGUGAAAGAGGAGCUGCAGUUGGUCAUUGCUGAGAGAGAUCAACUUUUGAGUCAAAUUAAUGCAAUUUCAAAGGUACCUGAACUUGAACAUCUGCAGCAGCAGAUCUCUUUGCUCACGAAUGAGAAAAAUAGUCUCUCUAAGAAACUUGAUGAUGCCAAAGAUGAACUCUCUGAACUGAAGAAAAAUGCUGAGGGCUCACAUAAUGUUUCUGAAUGGAAUGAAAUAUGUAUUGAGCAAGAUAAUCUUCAAGCCAAGAGCAAUUUAGAAGAACUUGAGAAUACCAAAAAUACUGGAUCAGAUGAGCUAGAGUCGCUGAAUGUGAAAUUUGAGGAGCAAAAGGUGAUUUUGUUGCAGCUCAAAGAUGAUUAUGCACAUACAGUAAAUGAAAAUGAUCGUCUCCAAAAUAGAUUACAAGAGGCUGUAGCUGAGAGAGAUGCCUUCCAAUCAAAAGUUGAAGAUCGUACUCUGCAGGUAAAACAGGUGGCUGAUGAAUUGCAGUUAAUUACGACUGAGAGAGAUCAGCUUUUGUGUCAGAUUAAUGAAUCUUCUGCGGAGCCAGAAUUUGAAAAGAUGCAGCAACAAAUCUCCUUGCUGACCUUUGAGAGAAAUGAUCUCUGUAGAAACUUGGAUCAAGUGCAAGCUGAACUUGCCGAGCUAAUAAAAAGUACAAAGGGGUCACAUAAUGCUUCUGACUGGCAAAAGUUAUGUCAUGAGCGAGAUGGACUUCUACUCGAUAAAACCCAAUUGGCAGAUGAGCUGGACAAAAUUAAAAAUGAGAACUGUGGUGCACUCAGGGAGCUGGAGACAUUAAAAGUUACAUUUGAGGUGCAGCAAUUGGCUGUUUUACAGCUCAAAGAUGAUUAUGCACAUGUAACAAAUGAAACUGACCUUCUACGAAAUACUAUUGAAGAGGUUUUGGCUGAAAGAGAUCAGCUGAAAAUGAAAACUGAAGAUCUUAAUCAAGAGUGCAUUAAUACCCAGGAAGAUCUGAAAUCCACAACCGAGAAACUAGCAAAGCAAGGGGAAGAAUUUGAAAGUUUUAAAAGACAAGCAGGAGCAACAGAGUCACAACUACAUGAAAAGGUAAAUCAGAUAAAUGAUAAACUGGAAUUGGCUCUUGCUGAGCGAGACCAGUUAUACAACAAGCAAGAUGAAUCCACUAAAGAAUAUGAGCAAAAAUUAGGAAAACUGAUGGAAGAAUGUAUCUUGAUCACUAAUGAGAAAAACACAAUUCAAGCUCAAUUAAAUGAUGUCCAAGUGAAUCUAAGUGACUUGAGGAAGACGACUGAGGGGUGCCGUAAUGCUACUGAAUGGGAAGAACUGUGUGCUGAGAGAGAUGACCUUCUUCAGAGUAAGACUAGGCUAACAGAAGAGCUGGAUAAUACUAAAAGCAAUAUCCAUGCCACAUCCACUGAGUUAGAAAGAUUAAGAAAGACAUCUGAGGAGCAAAAGUUGGUUCUUUUGCAACUUGAAGAAGAUUAUAUGAAUUCAGUAAAAGUAAAUGAUUGUCUUCAAAAGACUCUAGAAGUCAGUUUGGAUGAGAAAGAUGCACUCCAAACAAAAGUUGAAGAUCACAUUCAACAGUUAACACAAGUGAAAGAGGAGCUGCAGUUGGUCAUUGCCGAGAGAGAUCAACUUUUGAGUCAAAUUAAUGAAAUUUCGAAGGUACCUGAACUUAAACAUCUGCAGCAGCAGAUCUCUUUGCUCACAAAUGAGAAAAUUAAUCUCUCUAAGAAACUGGAUGAUGCCCAAGAUGAACUCUCUGAACUGAAGAAAAAUGCUGAGGGCUCACAUAAUGUUUCUGAAUGGAAUGAAAUGUGUAUUGAGCGAGAUAAUCUACUUCAAGCUAAGAGCAAUUUGGAAGAAGAACUUGAGAAAAAUAUUGGAUCAGAUGAGCUAGAGUCACUGAAUGUGAAAUUUAAGGAGCAACAGGUGAUUUUGUUGCAGCUCAAAGAUGAUUAUGCACAUACAGUAAAUGAAAAUGAUUGUCUCCAAAAUAGAUUGCAAGAGGCUGUAGCUGAGAGAGAUGUCCUCCAAUCAAAAGUUGAAGCUCUUACUCUGCAGGUAAAACAGGUGGAUGAUGAAUUGCAGUUAAUUACGACUGAGAGAGAUCAGCUUUUGCGUCAGAUUAAUGAAUCUUCUGCGGAGCCAGAAUUUGAAAAGAUGCAGCAACAAAUCUCUUUGCUGACCUUUGAGAGAAAUGAUCUCUGUAGAAAUCUGGAUCAAGUGCAAGCUGAACUUGCCAAGCUAAUAAAAAGUACAAAGGGGUCACAUAAUGCUUCUGACUGGCAGGAAUUAUGUCACGAGCGAGAUGGACUUCUACUUGAUAAAACCAAAUUGGAAAAUGAGCUGGACAAAAUCAAAAAUGAGAACUAUGGUGCACUCAAGGAGCUGGAGACAUUAAAAGCUACAUUUGAGGAGCAGCAACUAUCUUUUUUACAGCUCAAAGAUGAUUAUGCACAUGUAACAAAUGAAACUGACCGUCUGCGAAACAAUCUUGAAGAGGUUUUGGCUGAAAGAGAUCAGCUGAAAAUAAAAACUGAGGAUCUUAAUCAAGAGUGCAUUAAUACCCAGGAAGAUUUGAAAUCCACAACCGAGAAACUAACAAAGCAAUGGGAAGAAUUUGAAAGUUUUAAAAGACAAGCAGCAGCAACAAAGUCACAACUAAAUGAAAAGGUAAAUCAGAUAAAUCAUAAACUAGAAUUGGCUCUUGCUGAGCGAGACCAGUUAUACAACAAGCAAGAUGAAUCCACUAAAGAAUCUGAGCAAAAACUAGGAAAGCUGAUGGAAGAAUGUACCUUGAUCACUAAUGAGAAAAACACAAUUCAAGCUCAAUUAAAUGAUGUCCAAGAGAAUCUAAGUGACUUGAGGAAGAAGACUGAGGGUUUACAUGAUGCUGCAGACUGGGAAAGAUUGUGUUCAGAGAGAGAUGAACUUUUAAAGAGCAAAGAUAUUCUAGAAGUAGAAUUGCAAAGAAUCAAGGAGGAAGGUAUCAUCACAUCCAAGGAGCUGGAGACAUUCAGAGCAACAUUUGAAGAUCAGGUGUUGACACUACAACAGCUGAAAGAUGACUUUACCAACUGUAAAGCUGCAAUUGAUAGACUUCAGAAGAUUAAAAAUGGUGUGGUUGAUGAGAGAGAUCUGCUAAAGAAAGAAAUUGAGGACUAUAUUCAGAAGUAUUUACAUGCUCAGGAUGAUCUGAGGAAUGCAAAAGAUGAGCUUAGGAUGAAUGAGCAAGCACAAGAAAAUUUAAAACGACAAUUUGCAGAGAAGGAGGCAGAAUUGAAUGAAAAGAUCAACCUGGCAGCUGUUAAGCUAGAAUCAGUGCUUGCUGAAAAAGACCAGCUUUGUACAAAGAAAAAUAAGUCCUCGAAGGAAUUUGAAUUCAGACUUGAUCAGCUGCUAAAACAGAUUACUUCACUUACCAAUGAGCGAGAUGAAGUGCUAAGGAGACUGGCUGAUGUGCAGAAUGAAUUAACUGAGCUGCAGAAGAGCACUGAGGGGUUGCAUUGUGCUGCUGAAUGGGACCAACUGUGUACUGAAAGAGAUGAAAUAUGGAGGAGUAAAACUGAACUGGAUGCAGAGCUGGAGCGCAUCAAAACUGAGUACCUUGUUACAACUAACGAGCUGGAGACCUUAAAAGUUACAUUUCAGGAUCAGAAACAGAUGCUGGUGCAGCUCAAAGAAGAGUAUGCAAAUAUGGUAACUGCAAGAGACGAACUCCAGAAAACGCUGGAAAGUGUAUCCAAGAAAAAUGUUGCUAGGAGGGAGGUUGGGGAACAUCUUGAGCAAACUCUGCCAAUGAACACCCAACUGGUGAAAAAAAUGCCACUGGACAUUGCUUGUGAGAAAACAGAUACACUUGAUGACUCAGUUAUUAAUCAUCUUCAGAGAGCUGAAGAACAGUCAAAGCAAAUAUUAGAUCAUAUUAAAAAGGUGAUGAAAGAAUUUCAAAAUAAGGCAACCAGUAAAGAAUCAAUAAAACUUGAGGACAUAAAAUCACAGAAUGAGGUUCUGGAUCAUUGGCUUUCUUCCAUCCCUACUUCACAAAAAACUUUUGAUGAUGUUAAAGCAGACAUUAAAAAAAAGCAUCAUCAAUUCAAAUUGCUUAUUAGAAAAAUAAUGGAGGGAUUUGAAGUUUAUUCUGGAAAAAUAGUUGAUCAUUAUACAGAGGCAUUACACUUUGAACAAAAAUACUUUGAAGAGAUCAAGAAACAGUAUUUCCUUUCACAAAUCCUGAUGCUCAACAAUAAUAGCAGUACAACUGAAAUCUUUGAAAGAACACUCUUGCCUGAACUACUUGAAAAGCAACAAAUGCACUUUAAGGAAAUUAAACAGGUUUUAGGAGAACUGGACACAUUAUUUGUUAAAGUAGGCUUGGAAGUAAUGCAUUGUCCAGAGGAACUGAAAGCUGAUCUUUCUGGUUUUAAUCCGUCUGAAUCCAACAGUUUAAAGAUAAAAGCCUUGUUUAAAGAACAAAGUAGUAAGAUGUGGCAGCAAAUUGAAAAAGGAGUACACACAAUUGGGGUCCUCAGAGAACUAAACUCAGCAUUUAAGAAAAAAAGACAAAUCUUCAAAUGUUCUUCAGAAAAAAGCUUGGAGGAAGAGAAAAAGAAGACUUCCUCUCUCACUUGGCAAUUGGCUAGUUCCUACAAAAGUGAAUCUCCUGAUAGUAACACAACAAUGUUGACACAAGAAAAUGAGAAGCUGCUGAAUAAGAUUGUUCAAAAGGAAGUUGAACUAGAGCAAUUGACAUUAACAAUAAAAGACCUUCAAAGAGCCCAUGUAAAAGCUGAAGAAAAUGUUGCUGCCCAGGAGAAAGAGCUUAAAAAACUGCUAAGUAAAAUAACAGAGCUACAGACCCAACUGAACAAAAAAGACAUGGCCACAAAAGAUCUUGAGGAUCAGCUUCGCAAACUUCAGCUUAAAUUUAAGGAAGGUGCAGGUCCUUUAAUGGAAGAAAUUGAAACACUAAAGACCCAGCUUGUACGAAUGGAUCUUGAGCGAACAGGGAUAGCUAGAACCCAUGAACAGCAAAUUAAUUGUUUCAAAGCAGCGUUGCAACUGAAGGAAGAUGCAUUAAGAGAUCUCAAGGAAAACCUGCGUAGAUGUCAGCAGCAGCAAGAACAGUCAUUCAUUGAAGAAGCCAACACAACUUCAAGACCUUUUGCCAGUGGGGGUGGCAGUGGAAUUGUGCAGAGCACCUUAGUCCUGAUUCUUAAGUCGGAAAAAGCUAAACUUGAGAGUGAAGUGCUGAAGCUGAAUAAGAAAAAUAAACACCUUGAAAGUGCUGUCUCAUCCCUUCAAGAGGAACUGUCUAAAUGGAAAGUGAGAGCAAGGAGGAUGGGAGAAAAUUUUAAGAAAUCUCAACUGCCUCACACUCCAUCUCCACAGAGGAAGACCAUUUCUGAGGCAACAGUGCUCAGUCCUCAAAAAGACAUCCAAUCCACAUAUAUACACCGAAGUGGAUCAACUCAGUUCUUUGACAAUUCUAAACUAGAAGGACUUACAGAUGAAAAUCCAGCAGUUGAGGCAAACAAAAAUGAACAAAACUGGUGGUCAUCUGCUCCACAGAAAGGAAGCGAUGCACCGGAAUGCAAAACUCAAUAAGUCUACAAUGUUUAUGUAUAUGAAUUUGUCUGUUUGCUCUUGUUGUUUUUAAUUGGUUUUUAUUUGUUCUAUUAUCAUAUUAAAGGUUUAUUGUUUUAAUAUAUAUGUAAAUUCUAAACUCCCUGUCUUUCUCAACUUUUUUUUUUU